AUGGAAGGCCUCAUUGGACUGAUGAAAAAAACGUUCAAGUUCUUCCGUCCAUGGGAGGAUGCCACUCCGUCGAUUCCGCCAGUAACUCCUCCUUUGAUCUGGCAAUUUUCACCGAGCUCGAGCAGCUUUUUCACGACUUUUCCCAGUCCGUCCAUUUCACCAACAGCUCCAGUCAAUUCACCACCUACUACGAAACGGCAGUGCGUUCGAUGCUCAUGCCCAUUUUGCAUUUUACGGUAA
Messenger RNA from Haemonchus placei, 240 nucleotides. NCBI's taxonomy places the organism in Eukaryota, Metazoa, Nematoda, Chromadorea, Rhabditida, Trichostrongylidae. The record is from the annotation of a GenBank genome assembly.